GCCAUGGAGCCCCGGGUUGUGAAGCCACCAGGGCAGGAUUAUAUAGUAGAGCGUCUCAAAAGCCGAUAUGGACUCGGAGGCUGCUGCUUCGGUCAGGACAUGAUUGAGUGUGGGCUGCUCAGAUGUAUCAAGAGUAUGAUUUUUUAAAUUUUGAUCAGGCUAAAUAUAAGAGAAGAUCUCUGACUUCCCCAGAUGAUUUGGAUAUCCACUCUUCUGGAGAUAAAGUUGGUUCCUUGAAAUGUUAUUCUGAUGAAAGAAAACUUUGUACAACACCUUUUUGCAGUUCAUUCAAGCACUUAAAUGUGAAUUGCCUAGAUGAUGAAUUGGAUUCUUUUCAUGAUUUGAAGAAUCGGGAAACAGAAGAAGUAAUUGAGAAUGAUCAUAGAGUUAGUACCUCCAAAAUAACCAAACAGUCUUUUAAAGAAAUGGAAAAAGUUGACCUGCCAACAGAUAGGGCCUCAUCAAGACCUCGGACUGAAUGUUGUGAUGUCGGUGACUCUUCUUUGAAAAGUGCCAUCUGUCCAAAAUCUAAAGUGUCAGACAAGCAGACUUUACUUCCACAUCAGAUAAAUCAGAUAUAUGAUGAGUUAUUUCAAAUACAUCUGAAACUGCAGUGUGAAACUGCAGCACAACAGAAUUUUGCUGAAGAACUUCAAAAGCGAGAACGUUUUUUAAUUGAAAGAGAACAACUGCUUUUCAGACAUGAAAAUGCCUUGAGUAAAAUUAAAGGUGUUGAAGAAGAGGUUCUUACAAGAUUUCAAAUUCUAAAGGAGCAACAUGAUGCAGAAGUUGAACACUUAACUGAAAUUCUUAAGAAAAGGAAUAAAGAAAGCAAGAGACUAAGAUCCUCUUUUGAUGCAUUAAAAGAAUUGAAUGAUAACUUAAAAAAACAGUUAAAUGAAGUAAGUGAAGAAAACAAGAAGAUGGAACUCCAGGCUAAAAGAGUUCAAGCUCGUCUGGAUAACUUACAGAGGAAGUAUGAAUUUAUGACAAUACAGAGAUUGAAAGAAGAUUCCCAUGCUGCUCAUGAAGUGAAAAGUAUAAAACAAGAAAAAGUAUCAGUUUCUAAAACUUCUAAGGUACCACUUAAUGGGCAAGUCUAUGAACUUCUAACUGUCUUCAUGGACUGGAUUUCAGACCAUCACCUUAGCAAAGUAAAACAUGAAGAAUCUGGUAUGGAUGGUGAAAAGCCAUUACUCAAAUCUGCUUCUCAGCAAAAUGAUAUUCAAGAAAAGUGUGUAAAGCUUUUGCCUAUGAUGACAGAGCAGCUACAGUGGAUGCCAUUUGUGAAUGCCAAACUUCACGAGCCUUUUGUAAAAUUUAUAUAUUGGUCCCUACGGCAGCUAGAUGGAGGAACACAGCAUUCAACUAUGACAUCAACAUUGAGAAGACUGGGUGAAGAUAUUUUUAAAGGAGUGGUAAUUAAAGGAAUUCAGGAUAAUUCUUCAGAACAUUCUGUGGAAAAUAAACCAAAGACAGCUGCUUUCUUUAAGAACUCCAAUUUGCCAUUGAGAUUUUUGUCAACCUUAAUUGUUCUCAAAACAGUCACUCAAGCUGAUUACCUGGCUCAGGCAUUUGAUUCUCUCUGUUUGGAUUUGAAGACAGAUGAAGGGAAAACAUUGUUUUUGGAGUAUCAAGCAGUUCCAGUAAUAUUAGGUCAUUUGAGAAUAUCCAGUAAAGGACUCCUAUCCAAUGUCAUUGAUAGUUUGCUUCAGAUGACAGUAGAAUCUAAAUCCUUGCAGCCUUUCCUGGAAGCCUGUAGCAAUACUUUAUUUUUUCGUACUUGUUCUGUACUGCUUCGGACCCCUAAGCUUGAUCUUCAAAUCCUAGAAAAGCUCAGUAUUAUUCUACAGAAACUUUCUAAAAUCAAGAGUAAUAAGAAGCUCUUUGAACUUUUUACAAUUCACCUGAUGCUUCAAGAAAUACAAAGGACAACACAUCCAGAACAUGCCUUUCUCUGUAUUAACUUAAAUUCAACUCUGUUCAAUUUGGGUUUAACAAAAUGCAACUCCCUGGUCUCCAAUGCAAGCCAUUAGCCUGGCUUAUUUUUAUACAAAUACUGUGUUGCUUAUUUGUAAAAGUGAAAAAUCACUAAAGUAACUAAAGUUCUACCAAUAAAGUUACCAGUAGCAUCAUUAUCAUGAAAGAUAAGUAGAAAUUUUUUUUCAACUUUUUAAAUGAAAUCUAAAUAAAAUGGAAUUUUUGUAAUGUUUCAGUUUAUCUAAGGCAGUGCUGAUAUACAAGAUGGCAUUUGCAGAAUUUAUGACACUGGGGUUACUUUUUAUAAAAGUAUUUUAGGAAGAUUCUUAAAAUUAUGUGAUUGUUUGGAAUAAAAUUGGUGCUUCUGUGGGAAUGGUUCAACCAUGUUGUCAUUUUGUUUUCUUACUAUAGUAGAAUCCCUCCUUUUGGAAGCAAAAGUACGUUUCUCUCUCCCGCCCCCUCUCUUUUUGGUGGUGCUAAAGAGCUAACCUAGGGUCUUCCACAUGUUAGGCAAAUGCAGUAACACUGAGUUACACCCCUAGCCCCAAAGUACAUAAUUUUAAGUAUCAUUUCAAUAUCACAGCUAUUCAAUAUAGCCUAGAUUUGCAAAUUAUUUUUUAUAGUGCUGCUUACAGGGUACCUUAGAGAAGGAAAUUUAAAAAUAUUUUUCAUAAUAAUUUAAUUAUUACUGAAGCAUGUAUAUACAAUGUAAAGCAUUUUAAAAACAACAGUAAAAAAAA
Molecule: messenger RNA, 2720 nt
Organism: Sciurus carolinensis (gray squirrel)
Lineage: Eukaryota; Metazoa; Chordata; Mammalia; Rodentia; Sciuridae
Gene: Ccdc138
Product: coiled-coil domain containing 138
Exons: 16
Coding region: 123-2036 (637 amino acids)
Source: RefSeq, a predicted model, not a curated record